This is a messenger RNA of Ailuropoda melanoleuca (giant panda), 4286 nucleotides long. It is a transcript of the gene PROKR2, whose product is annotated as prokineticin receptor 2. The transcript is spliced from 4 exons. Bases 448 to 1602 code for a protein of 384 amino acids. Gene Ontology annotation, molecular function: neuropeptide Y receptor activity. Gene Ontology annotation, biological process: neuropeptide signaling pathway. The record is from RefSeq and is a predicted model, not a curated record. Lineage: Eukaryota; Metazoa; Chordata; Mammalia; Carnivora; Ursidae. Gene Ontology annotation, cellular component: plasma membrane.
GUCGUGCUGAACAGAAGGGGCGGAGCGCCAACUCCAGCGGGAAGACAGAGACCGCGACGCGCAGGGGUAGCGCGCUGGAGCGAGGAAGAAAGACGGACACCCCGUACGCAGCCCCACUGCACGCGCAAGUCGGGGUCCCCCAGGACCGAACCGAGCGGCCAGGGCAGCCAAGCGAGCCGGGAGGAGGGGCCCAGGCACGUAGUUUUCUUCUCGUCCGGAGGCCCCACACGCUUCGCUUUUUGAGCCUGCAUUUCUGACUCGAUUCCCGCCCUUGCUGGGCGGCACCUUCGGGACCGCGCGGCCGCGCCGGGGGGUCCGGGGUGGUGUGUUGACUCUCCUCGGGGAUGUGCGCACGGUGCCAGAAUCGGUGAGUGGUGACAGCCGAAGGUCUGGACCCCCAGCUCAGCGCGUUCAGACCCCCACACCACUCCACCUGCAGUCGUCACCAUGGCAGCCCAGAAUGGAAACACUAGCUUUGCCCCCGGCCUUGAGCCAGCUCAAGACCAUACCUCCCCCCUCCCCUUCAACUUCAGCUACGGUGACUACGACCUCCCUCUGGACGAGGAAGAGGACAUGACCAAGACCCGGACCUUCUUCGCUGCCAAGAUCGUCAUCGGCGUGGCCCUGGCGGGCAUCAUGCUGGUCUGCGGCGUCGGCAACUUCGUCUUCAUCGCGGCGCUGGCCCGCUACAAGAAGCUGCGCAACCUCACCAACUUGCUCAUCGCCAACCUGGCCGUCUCGGACUUCCUGGUGGCCAUCGUCUGCUGCCCCUUCGAGAUGGACUACUACGUGGUGCGCCAGCUGUCCUGGGAGCACGGCCACGUGCUCUGUGCCGCUGUCAACUACCUGCGGACCGUCUCACUCUACGUCUCCACCAAUGCCCUGCUGGCCAUCGCUAUCGACAGAUAUCUCGCCAUCGUCCACCCCUUGAAACCACGGAUGAAUUAUCAAACGGCCUCCUUCCUGAUCGCCUUGGUGUGGGUGGUGUCGGUCCUCAUCGCCAUCCCGUCGGCCUACUUCACCACGGAGACCGUCCUGUUCAUCGUCAAGAGCCAGGAGAAGAUCUUCUGCGGCCAGAUCUGGCCGGUGGACCAGCAGCUCUACUACAAGUCCUACUUCCUGUUCAUCUUCGGCGUGGAGUUCGUGGGCCCCGUGGUGACCAUGACCCUGUGCUACGCCCGGGUGUCCCGCGAGCUGUGGUUCAAGGCGGUGCCGGGCUUCCAGACGGAGCAGAUCCGGAAGCGGCUGCGCUGCCGCCGGAAGACGGUGCUGGUGCUCAUGGGGAUCCUCACGGCCUACGUGCUGUGCUGGGCGCCCUUCUACGGCUUCACCAUCGUGCGCGACUUCUUCCCCUCCGUGUUCGUCAAGGAGAAGCACUACCUCACGGCCUUCUACGUGGUCGAGUGCAUCGCCAUGAGCAACAGCAUGAUCAACACCGUGUGCUUCGUGACCGUCAAGAACAACACCAUCAAGUACGUCAAGAAGAUCGUGCUGCUGCACUGGCGGCCCUCGCACCACGGGAGCAAGUCCAGCGCCGACCUGGACCUCAAAACCAGCGGCGUGCCGGCCACGGAAGAGGUGGACUGUAUCAGGCUGAAGUAACCCGCCCGCGUCCCACGGCCGGGAAACCCGAAAGCCAGCACUCGUCGUAUAAUCCACACCGGGCUGCCCGGGGAAGGACGGCCAUGUUGCACACGUCCUGGGCCUCAAGGGGCUCAGACUCGGGACAGGUAACAGCCCCUGAGACUGCCUGAAUGCCUACUGUGUGCUGGCUGCGCCGAGGAGAUCCAACAAGGCUCCGAGAGCUGACGUUUAGCCAUUACGUACUAUGGGCAGAAAUUCCACGACAAGACAAAAUGGCAGAAGCUAUUGGAAUCACCAAGCGAGGGCCAGUCAGGGGCCUCAGAUGGUUAUCUGCGCUCGGUCUCCAUCUCCCUACACGCAUUCUGUAGCUCGUCAGGGCAGGAACGGCAACAGGCGUUAGAACAAGCCAGUUAGACGUGACGGGGAAACACAAGGAUAAGUUCAUCAGAGUGCGGGGUUUACAGCCUCAUGGGAAGAGGGUUCAUGCCAUCCCGUUGAACUUUCCCACUUGGCUCCUACUACCUCCCUAAAGAUACUCUCUAGGAUUCUGGCUGCGAGAAAACCAGUUUUCUCAUAAGCAGGCCAUUGGUUAUCUACAAUGGUGUAAUUUCAAAGGAAAGGACUGAAAAAAAAAUCUCUUUUCCACUGAUGCUUGAAAGCUCAUUGCUCUUUUGGGUGAAGAUGUGCUGUCCUGAAAUAAGGAACACACCCAGUUCCUGACACCUUAGUGUAAAGGAUUUCGGGGGUUGUGAGGUCAGGGAGGAAGGGGACAGAGUAAGGGGUGGAGCUUGCCACUGGCGACUAACACAGCCUAUGUGGCUAAGGUCUAAGUGGCUUAGUGAUCAAAGGUCUGCAUCAUUUUCUAGGACAAAUCCUCUUUUGAGAACAAACGAAAUGAGCUCUACUUGGAAAGGAAAGGCCUGGGUUCGAGCCUUAAUUCUAAGAUUCAUGUCACCUGGCUGCUUACUCCCUCUGUUUCUCGGUUUUGCUUCAGGGAAACAGGGAUGUUGAGAACGCCUCUUCUGUCUACCUUACAGGACUCUUGGGAGAGCCCAUGGAGGCCCUAGCUGGUGAAAGUGAUUUUUUACCCUAUCAGUGAUAAGAACGAAUAAGUGAUAUUGAACAGUUUGGAUAAGGGAAACCCCAUCCACUGCAACUUCAUGUGAAGAAACACUCCCACUCUUUCAUUCCUGUUUUUUGGACCAGAGACCCCUGAACUCUUCAAAGUGCAGCCUAUCCCCAGGACAAGAAAGGAACUGCUGUCCUGGGUUAUAAUAAGGAAGAUUUAACCUCAGAAUUUCAGUGACACUUGCCCCCUCUCCGCCCCCAACGUCUUCAGAAGUGUUGACAGUCUUCCCUGCAUGUUGACAAGCAGCACAGCCCACGGCUGCAUAAUGUUUGAAUUACACAUCUGUGGUGAUGAUGCAUAUGUCUUCUUUCUCCCUUGUUCCUUUCGAAGCAGAGACUACAAAUGGUACCUGGGUUGGGACUGACCCAUCCACAUCGGGAUAACUCCUGCUUUUCUCUAGAGAAACGGUUAUGGGAUUGGUUUGCUUGUUUGUUUUUUAAUUAAUUGUUGGUUUGUUUACCCAACAGGGAAGCUUCAACCAACAUUUUCUUCCAUCACCACCCAGCACACUAACCCUCAGCCCAAUCACUGUACCUCAGAAAGUGCAAACUCACUUUGAUAUUAGCUUAAGCCAAAUGGUUGGUAAGUUCUGUGUUUACAAAAAUGACACAAUGCAUUUUAAGUAUUUGGGAUUACCUGCUUUUUUUACAAAUAUAACUGUGCUUUUAUUUAUUACCCUCAUCCUGACUCUUCUCCUGAUUAGAAGAUUCUUUAAGAGUAGACUGGACACCAAUUGUGUCUGACAAAUGAAUUCAGACCCUUUUUCCUUUUUAUCCUAAAAUGGACCAUCCUCCUUUAAUUUAAAUUCACCGGAAACAGCUUUUGUAAAUAUCGGUGCGUAUUUGUGAUUUUCCAGUAAGUGUCAUGUUCUUAUCCAAUUACAUAAUUAACAUAUGGAAUGUUAACCACAGUGUGCAAAUGUUUUCCCCACUGAUCUUUUAUCUAUGUUAGUAUAUUUAGAUAUAAACAGUAUGUUUAGAUAGAAACCUAAACAGUUCAACCCUGAAACAGAAAGGAAACUUAUUGAAGUCGUAUUCAGAACAGUGGCGGCUCACGCCAGCGCCCAGCCUCCCAUCGGUUACAUGCUUGCAAAAACUACCCUGUGCUUGUGUUACCCCUUCGUUCUAAAAUCGUCUUGUUUGUGUAAUGAAUACUGCUGUUUGCAUGGAGACUGUCCAUUCACCUAACUGGUGUUAAAGUAAUAAAUAGUAAGUUAAUUGCAUUUGUAUUUACUCUGUUCUUCUCAAGACUAGUUGAUGAUAAGUUUAAGAUACUUUUAAUGACUUCAGCUAUGUCAGCAUUUAUACCUACUAUCAUAUGUUGAAAAUUUAAUCUCAUUUGGCAACCAGGUCCAUCUCUUUGGCCAGAAUAAGAGAAAAGAUGGCUCUGUGAUGAGGCUGUUAGAGGUGUUUCUUUCAACAUCUGAUAUCCAGAUAAGUUGAUUCUCAAACUAAAGAAAUCAAAAGAUGGCUUUGGGUUCUCAGGCAUAAAAACCAAUUCCAGACUUAUGAGGGAGAAUGUGACAUGUGGGAGGUGAUUAGAAAACUUUAAAAAGUUCUGUUUCUAGGGGAAA